This is a messenger RNA of Etheostoma cragini (Arkansas darter), 5041 nucleotides long. It is a transcript of the gene tonsl, whose product is annotated as tonsoku-like, DNA repair protein. The transcript has 28 exons. Bases 314 to 4648 code for a protein of 1444 amino acids. Gene Ontology annotation, molecular function: protein binding. Lineage: Eukaryota; Metazoa; Chordata; Actinopteri; Perciformes; Percidae. The record is from RefSeq and is a predicted model, not a curated record.
AUCAUUGGGUCGCGCAGUACUGGCGGGGCAAUGCAAAGUUUACUGAUAGCUAAAGCCAAAAACUGUUUACUGAAAUCAUCUCUGUGUUGCGCUGUUUCAUGGGACAUUGAACACGAUCGGUUACGUAAAUGACAGCGAUAACAUCAGUGGACCAGAAAAGAUGUCUAUCAGUAAAAAUGACGUGAAAAAUGAUUGAUUUGUUCAUUUAAGAUUUGGCAAUUACCGCUAAGCUAAAGUGAAGCGCGCUGCGUUGCUAUUUCCUCCCAGCUGUAUGUUAGCUAACGUAGCUGUUUCCCAUCAGUGCUAAAUCAGGAUGAGCUCUUUACGGGAGAUAAAACAGCUGCAGAAAGCAAAGAACAAAGUGCAGAACAGCAAAAACUUAAGAGAGGAAGCAAACAUCUGCAAUCAGCUAGGAGAGCUGCUGUCCAGAAAUGGUGAUUACGAGGCCGCCAUCAGGGAACACCAGCAGGAGUUGUCUCUCUCUGAGGUUCUAAACAAUGUGAUUGGACGAGCUGUGGCCCAUCGUAAGAUAGGCGAGUGCUACGCAGAGAUGGGGAACAUCGAGGCUGCGUUGAAACACCAGCGAUGUCACCUGGACCUGGCUCGCUCUGUCAGAGAUCAUGCUGAGGAGCAAAGGGCGCUGGCCACUAUUGGUCGAACCUACCUCUUCCGUUAUGAAUCAGACCAAUCGAGGAAGAGUUUGGAACAGGCGGAGGACGCCUUCAGGAAGAGCCUGGCCAUUGUGGAUGACCGUCUAGAAGGGACUGUGCCAGGGCGAGAGAUUAGUGAGAUGAAGGCACGUCUCUUCCUCAAUCUUGGUCUGGUCUGCGAUCACCUCGGGGAGCCCAAACGUUGCAGCGAGUUUAUCCGACGAAGUGUCUUUAUUGCAGAGAAGAGUCAGCUGCUGGAGGAUCUCUACCGUGCAAACUUUAACCUGGGAAACAUCUACUUCCGUCACGGCCAACUGUCUAAUGCCGUGCGCUGCCUUGAACAGGCCAAAGAGUGCGCAAGGAAGAUCAAAGACAAGUUCAGUGAGAGCGAGUGCUUUCACUGCAUUGGCAAGGUGCAGCUGUCUCUGGGGGAUUUUGUAGCAGCUAGACGAUCUCUGAAGAAAGCCGUUUUACUGGGUUCCCAGCAGCCACUGGACAGGCAGGCAGUGAAGAAAGUUUUCAAAUAUGCGGACCAGGGCUGUAAAUUGGAGGAAGAGUUGGGGGAGGAUCAGGGCAAAAGGCUCAGCUCCCAUCAGGCCGUGGGGCUGGCAGAACAGCUGGGGGACCUUUACUGUAAGGUUGGCUGCUACAGCAAAGCUCUGGAUGCAUAUCUAGCUCAGCUAAAGGGCGCUGAGGCGUUGGGGAAGCCUGCCAGGGAGCUGGCUGUCAUCCACGUGUCCCUGGCUGCGACCUACGCAGACCUGAGACAGCACAGCAAGGCAUUGGAGCACCACAGACAGGAGCUGGCUUUACGACAGGGCAGCUCGACUGAGGAGUGUAGCACAUGGCUGAACAUCGCGGCAGCUCAGGAGGAGAGCGGCUGUGCCUUCGAGGAUGUAGACGGCAGCUACAGCACAGCCGCACACUGCGCCCACAAGUCUGGGCAGAACAGACUACAGAAGCGCGUGUUAAGGCUUUGGCUGGCGUCCCAGAGACGACUCGGCUCCUCCAAGGCUGAUGACACUGAAGCGAGGCUGCAGGAGCUGUGUGCUGCGGAGGGCUGGAGUCCAGACGGGAGCGACGGUGAAGAGGAGGAAGAUGAGAUGGACAACAGUGAACCUCUGGAUGACAGUGAUGUUGUUCUCUCAGACUCAGAUGAGGAUUUGGAGGGUUAUGAAAAGAUGGUAUCAGGAAGGAGGAAGGCAGGAAGGUGGAACAAGAGGAACGAGAAGGGCGAGACCUCUCUGCACAGAGCGUGUAUAGAUGGAAACCUAAAGCAGGUCCAGUAUCUGGUGGAACAGGGUCACCCGGUUAACCCCAGAGACUAUUGUGGCUGGACUCCUCUUCAUGAGGCCUGCAACCACGGUCACUAUGACGUUGUAGCGUUGCUGCUGGAGCGCGGCGCUAACGUUAAUGAUCCUGGGGGUCCCUUAUGCGAGGGAGUGACGCCUCUCCAUGAUGCCCUCACCUGUGGCAAUUUAAAAGUGGCCCGACUCUUGGUGGAACGAGGGGCUUCUGUCUCCCAACGCAACUCCAAGGGUAACACCGCCAUGGACACCCUGCGUCAGUGGCAGAGGACGUACAGCAGAGAGUUAGACCAGGACACCAAGCAGGAGUGCAUCGCUACAGAGAGACUGCUGAGGAAGGCGCUUGCAGGGGGAGUUCCUGCUGCUCCGGCCCCAGCCAAGCCUUUCGACGCCCUGCAGGACAGCCAGCUGUUUGAUGCUGAGAACUCAGAGCCACUGGUGUCCUCUGGAAGGGGCUGUUCCUCCAGCCAGGACUGGCCUCGGACCAACAGGAACUCAGAGGUGAAGGCAGUAGCUGCCAGCCCCAAACGGUGGAAGAGCAACAGCUCAACACAGCGACACAGAGCCCGAGGAACAGAGGCUGCUGUUCUCUAUGGGAAUAACAGCAGCUCCUCAGAUGACAGCGACUCUGACAGCCCGGUUAGUCCUCUCCGUGCCGUCCGCCCUCGACACAGCUUUCCAGCAGCCCAGAGUCAAAAGGAAGUCCCCGCAAUUAAAGAAGCCAACCCAAUUCCCAACUCGGGUAGAGAAAGUGUCAGGGAGGCUCCCGCGCCAUCUGUCUUUGUACGAGAGGAGUACCACAGUGCCAUUCGAGGCUUAGGCAGCGCCAAAACGCUUCUCCAGGGUCUCUCACAGCCUCAGUUCUCCAGCACAACAGCUGUUUCUACCAGCAACAAAUCAGCCCUGGUUCCUGAGGAUGAGUAUCUGGCUGACGAGUGGCUGGAGGAUGAUUUGGGGGAAAACCAGCCAAAGAAGAAGAGGAGGCUUCGAGUGGAUGAGAGUGGGAUUAGAGGGGAGGACACUGCCUUGUCUUCAGCAGCAAGGAGUCAAAACAGGCACACAUACUCUGAAACCUGCAGAGGUUCUGCAGUUCCUUCCUGCUCGAGCAGGAGUCUCACUCUGAAGAAGAACGGCACUCUGAAGCCUCACCAGGUCAAAAUGACUCAGAUGCCAGGGAUGGUCCGGUUGGGCAGACGAGAGGUCAACCGGUCACACAGCCCCACGGUUACAGAUGAUGAGGAAAUGAGACCUGAGACACCACCACCCCCACAAAUACACAGUCAGACCCCAGCUCGAAUCUACACUGCUCCCAUGCCUACAUUACAGCCUCCACCAAUCAGAAUGAGGGUCAGAGUUCAGGAAGAUAUUUUUCUCAUUCCAGUUCCGCAAAGUGAGGCAGACUCCUGCACCGUGUCAUGGCUGUGUGAGCAGGCCGCUCAGCGUUACUACCAGAAAUGUGGCCUCCUGCCUCGCCUCUCACUGCAGAAGGAAGGUGCUCUGCUUUCACCCCAGGACCUGCUGCUGGCUGUCCUGCACACCAAUGAAGAGGUUCUGGCUGAAGUUUGCUCCUGGGAUCUUCCUCCUCUCCCCGAGCGCUACAAGAAGGCCUGCAACAGCCUGGCAGUGGAUGAGAACAAGCGUGUCACCCGGCUGUGUGAGGUGCAGGAUGGGAGCUCCUCUGUGUCAGUGUGCGGCCUCAGCUUGGCUCCGUCCUCUCUCAACCCGCUCCUGCGUGCGUUAAAACUGCAGGCCAGCCUCAUCGAGCUGCGUAUUUCCGGCAACCGCCUCAAUGACGACCUUCUCCCCGAACUGGUUGCCACAACAAUUACUAUGCCCCGGCUUCGGCUGCUGGACAUUUCUGCCAAUGGCAUUACGGGGGAAGGGCUGGAGAAGGCAGUAAAUGCUUUAAAGGGACAGAGUCAUCCGGCAUUUCCGUGCCUGGAGGAGCUUGACCUCAGUAUGAAUCAGCUGGGGGAUGGUGUGUCCGAGGCCCUGUCCUGUCUGCUGUCCUGCUGCCCUCUGUUAGCCAAGCUGUCUCUGCAGGCCUGCGGCUUCACUGCUCGCUUCCUACAGCAGCAUCGAUUGCUGCUAGCCAACGCUCUGACAGGAACCGGCCACCUGAAAUCAGUUUGUCUAUCCCACAAUGCACUGGGUUCCACUGGCUUUGAACUGGUGUUGAGGACUCUGCCUCUCCACAGUCUUACACACCUAGACCUGUCUGCCAUCCGCAGCGGUCCGGCUGAUUACCCGGCCCUGGAACACCUCACCAAAAUCCUGUCACAAGGUGAGUGUUCACUGACGCACCUGAGUCUGGCUGCAAACGGGUUGAUAGACAGCAGUGUAGCCACCUUGGCUAGGUGCCUUCCUUCAUGUCCGACUCUGGUGACUCUGGACCUCUCAGGUAAUCCGUCUGUUACCGCAGCAGGACUUCACAACAUCCUGAUCUCUCUCAGAGAGGCUUGUCGACCUUUGACCCUUCUAAACCUUCAGGGUUGUGAGGUGACUGGUCCGUGGGACAGUGCAGGUCUGGAUGGUUUGUCAGAGCUGGUCAAGGAUCUCCGUCUUUGCUCUCAGGGACUCAACAAGCUGGACAGGCAGACCUUAAAGCAGAGCUGGGACAGCAGUCCAUCACAUGGACACUUCAUUGACCGCCACAGCAAGUGGCUGCUCUCUGCUGCAGCCUCCUCAUGAAGAGAGGGAAAAUAAAAUGUACUUCACUGAUCUUACAUCACUGACUAAAUUUUGAGCCAUGUGGAAAUCCUAAACAGAACUUCUUUUUAAUAAGGGUGCUAUCCUUUUAAGGUUUAGUUCAGUAAGCAGUGGUCACCUAAGGCUGCACUCUUACAUCUUCAAAGGUAACAAACUGCACUAAAAGAACCACCAGUGACAUGGCAUCCUCGGACAUACUGUGUAAAUGGCUUAUAUGUUUCAUGUAUUUUGUACUCCGUAUUUAUGUAUCUGUGUGGAAGUCUUAAGUUUGGUAUGUGUAGCAGUGUGAUUGUGUCAUGAUGUAUCCACUGAAUUACUGUAUGAUUUGAUAUGUAAAAAAAAUAAAAUAAAAGUGACUCAUGAUGUUUUUCUUUC